Messenger RNA from Macrobrachium nipponense, 6986 nucleotides. RefSeq names its product DNA (cytosine-5)-methyltransferase 3A-like. Gene Ontology annotation, cellular component: nucleus. The record is from RefSeq and is a predicted model, not a curated record. Gene Ontology annotation, molecular function: methyltransferase activity. NCBI's taxonomy places the organism in Eukaryota, Metazoa, Arthropoda, Malacostraca, Decapoda, Palaemonidae.
CAUCUCUUUUCCCGGCAUCUUUUCUCACUCCUCACUGAAAGGUCCAUGUUUCUGUAUCAAAAAGCACAUGGCACCACACCACUAAGUUAAUAAGCAGUACCAACGAUAGACCACCACAAGAAAGGGAGACGUUCCAUAUCCAGUCACGACUACUAACAUGAAAUGUAGGCCAGUAGACCCAUCAUAGGCACCGAUUCGAAAAAUGCUUGUUCGAAGCAUUUGAGCUGUUAGCAACAGGUUGAGAGGGCGGUAGGCAUUUGGGUAUAAUGAGUAGAAUAAUGAUGGACUCGCAAGAUGAGGUACAAGUCAUCUCGGAUGAUGAUGGUGAUGGUGCUUGUAAUGGAUUUCUUCCUAGAAUUGUAAGCUCAACAUCACUGAGCUCUGGUGGAAGUGAGUCAGGAUUUAGUGGCUUUUGUGUUACGAACGAUUCCACAGUUGUCAACAGAAGACUUCCUGAUGAUUUAGAAAUCGUUGAGGUUAUUAGAAAUGUUAUGCCAAUUCAUUAUAGAGAGAGAAAAAUGGGAUUUCCAUGGCUGAAAGUUAAGAAGGAAUAUCCCACUUUUUGCAAUGAAUUACCUCUAGAAAGUGUUUCCUCAAACUCUAAAAAAGUAAAUUUGGAUAGUUGGGAUAAUGAUGAGACCACUCCAAACUCGAAGAGACGUUCAUUUGCGGCAAUGAGACCUUCUUUAUCCUCCAUUGAUAAGAGACUUGAGAAAAGGCAGAAACUAAAUUCUUCACUGAUGGAAGAGGAACAACCACCAUUACCACCUUUAGAUUUUGAAGUUACAACACUGGAGGAUUCUGAGGAUGAAACUCUGACUGUGCAGACUUCAAAAGAAAAUGAUAGAAAUCACUUAGAUGGUCUACCCCUUGGAAGUUUUAGGAAGUCUAGUGGACAGAGACAAUGUGAUAAUUCUGAAGAGCUCCCAUUAUGUGGUGAAACCAGUGAUGUUGAUCCCAACAGUAAAAAGUCUACUGAUAAGUCUAAUGAAAGUAAUGGAAAAGAACUGAGUAGUAAUAAAAAAAGUCAUUCAGAUAAUGUGCCUCAUCAUAGUUCCAGAAAGUCCAGUGGAAAGAGACAGCGUGAUAAUUCUGAAGAGCUCCCAGUCUUAGAUGAAAACUUCAAUAGUAACGAUUCCAGCAGCAGAGGGUCUACUGAUAAGUCUGAUGAUGAAAGUGAUGGAAACGCAUUGAGUAGAAAUAGAAAGAGUCAUUCAGAUGAUGUUCCUCUUCGUAAUGUUAGGAAGUCCAGUGAAAAGAAGCAAUGUGAUAAUUCUGAUAGUAAUGAUUCUAGCAGCAGAGCGUCUACUGAUAAGUCUGGUGAAAGUGAUGGAAACGCAAUAAGUCGAAAUAAAAAAAGUCAUUCAGGUGAUGUGCCUCUUCGUAAUGUUAGGAAGUCCAGUGGAAAGAGGCAGUAUGAUCAUUCUGAAGAGCUCCCAGUGUUAGGUGAAAAUGUGGAUAGUAAUGAUUCCAAGCAUGAUGGAAAUACAGCAGGUGAAGUAAGACAAUCUACAAGAGUUUCAAAUAUCAUCAGCAACCAUGAUUAUGGACGAUUAGUUUGGGGAAAGACUGGCAGCUCUAGGCCCUGGCCAGCUGUGAUUGUAUGUUAUGAACAGUGUGGAGAGCAGAGGCCACCUGCUGACAAAGCAUGGCUCCUGUGGUUUGGAGAUUAUCGAAUAACACUGGUGCCAUUACCUGCCAUCAAGGAUUUUGCAAAGUCUUUCCAAGGUACUUUUGUAAAUACGUACAAUCCAAGCUACAACUCUGCUGUCUUGGAAUGUCUCAAGGAGUGUAGAAAGCAGUCUGGAUUGGAAGAACUCACCCAUAAGAGAGCUUAUAUAAGAUGGGGAGAAAAUGGCUUGACAGGCUUAAAGAACACGGCUACUGGAAAAGGUGAAUGUUCUCCAAAUGUGGCCCGAUGUCUCAGCCGCAUUCGGAAAAUGAGGUUACGAGAGAAAUCCUCCACGUCAGAGGCUUCAUUCUUUCCCACAUCUGCAUCCAAUUCUGAAGGCUCAUGUGCAGAGGAAAGGGGCACUUGGAAACCUAAAGCUGCCUUACUGAAAGCUGUCCGAGAUGGUAAGCAUGAUAUAGAAAAGCUCUGCAUAGCUUGUGAUAGAAUUGACUGUGAAGUAGUUGCUCCUCAUCCCUAUUUUCAUGGUGGUACAUGCAGUGCAUGCAAGCGAGUGGUUGAUAUGAGCGUUAGAGCCAGUAACAUGUACUGCAUUAUUUGUGGCAGUCCUGGAGAACUCAUUGUUUGCGACGGUGAUGAAUGUGAAAAGGUAUUUUGUACAGGAUGCAUUGAACUUCUAGUGUCUCCAAAGGCAGUAAAAGAUAUUAUGGAUACUGACCCAUGGGAAUGUUUCUUCUGUACACCAUAUAAAUUGGGAACCCAUGGACUCCUUAAACCAAGACCAGAUUGGAAGGAAAAGGCUGCCAGCGGCCCUAGUGACCCUCAGGAAAACCUUCCAGAGGUUGAGGAUGACACUCCUGAUAUUUCAACCUUCUCUCAGAAACCUAUGAGAGUCUUGUCAUUAUUUGAUGGGAUUUCUACAGGUCUGUUUGUACUGGAUAAACUAGGAUUAGAGAUUGAAUUCUAUUAUGCUGCAGAAAUCAAUGAAUCAGCCAAGAAUGUUGCCUCUUUAAAUUUUGGUCCUAGAGUUGUUAACAUUGGUGAUGUACAAGCAGUCUCAGACAAGAAGGUCAGUAUAAAUGUGCCCCCAUUUGAUCUCCUUAUAGGUGGUUCACCUUGCAAUGAUCUCAGCCUUUUCCCCAAAAGCUUUGUUAACCCAAAUAGAAAAGGAUUGUUUGAUCCUACUGGCACUGGCAUACUGUUUUUUCACUACUUCAGAGUAUUGAAGACUAUUCUUCUUCAUAAUAAGGGUACACACUUGUUCUGGUUAUUUGAGAAUGUAACUCACAUGCCAAGAGAAUUUAAAUUUCAAAUUAGUACGUUUUUACAACGAGAACCUGCCAUAAUUGAUGCUAAGUAUUUUUCACCUCAGAGUCGGCCACGUUGCUUUUGGGGAAAUAUACCAGAUAUGUAUAAACCCCUUCCACCGGAAGUGUUGAAUAAGGCUCACCCUUUAGGAAAGUGCGUUGCUAAGAUCUUUGGCUUCCCAGCUCACUAUACAGAUGUUGGAAAUCUGAGUCUUAGGGAAAGACAGGCUCUCCUCGGUAGAUCGUGGAGUGUAGGGGUAGUAGAAUAUAUUUUAAAACCUUUAACUAAAUAUUUCCCAGUUUGUCAGGAGAAAAGGAAAGAAAAUGAAGAUUCUGCUAAUAAUGAGGUGAGUAGUAAUAAUUUUGAGCACGUACAUAAUGGAAAUGACCAGGUUUGUAAAAGGAAUUCAGUGACCCAGACUUGCUUAGUAAAUACAUUCACAGAAAAUAUGAAAGUUUCAAGAGAUAAAACAGACAGUAAAAGUAAAAACCAUUCAAGCCAUCAUAGAAGUAGGGCAUGUAAUGGCACAAGCAGUGAUCUAGACAGUGAAAGUGAAUUUGAAAAGUUGGCUAUCAGGAAGAAGAAUGAUAAAAAUUAUUCAAAGAGUAGAAACUUCAGACUGACUAGGAAUAAUGUUAGAUUAAGCCAGAGACAGUUUUACCCUGAUUGUAACAGACAGAGUGAUUUUAACCAAGACAAACAAAGGUACAAAGAUAUUUCCUCAGUAGAUGGUAUGUUUUCUUCAUCAUGCAAAGGGUUACCACGAUUCAAGGAAAGUCCUGGUGAUAGUGGAAGUUUUUCUGGGUUCAGCUCUGUUGUGUUGAGGGAAGAGUGCCAACAUUUUCUUGAUAAUGUCAAUGAAUUUGAGCCAUUGGAGAGUCCUAGUGAGCUCUUAUCAAACAUUGACACUGAUAACCUUGAAGUAGGUGCUUCCUUAGCAGAAAAGUCUCCCGCUCUUUUGGUAAACCAUAGAAAAGACAUUCUUGACAGCUCCUCUGAUAACUGUAACAACCCUAAAACUAAAACAUCUUGUAAUGUGGACAGUAUCAUGGUAGAAAAUGGUAAUUUUCCUUCAGAAGUAAGUGAUUGCAGCCUUGGAAUGUUUGUUGCACUUGAAAAUUUUGAAAGUAGUAAUUCUUAUGAGACAGAAUUAUCUGAAUAUAAUGCUAGUGAUCCCUUGAGUGAUAAUAGCCUUUGAGUAUUUGUUUUUUGCUCUUGUAUUAAUAAUUAUUGUUGUUGAUAGGGAAGGUCUUGUUAAGAUUUAUUUGUACAGAAUUUAUAUGUUUUAUUGUAUAGUAUGGUUUGCAAAUCAUUUUUUUGAUGAAAGUCCAACUAAUACAUAUUAAGGUUCCUGCAAAAUAUAUUGAGUCUUAGUCAGUGUUGUCCAUACACAGUACUCUACUACAGCUCCCAGUGUAUUAUGCACAUGCUUAAUCUUCUACUGCAAUAAAAAAGUACAGUAGCCCUCAACUUAGCAGGCACUUCAGAGGUCUAGCUUUAUGGUAAAUAACAAAGACUGGUAGACUGUUUAAGUAACUAAGUUCCUGCUUUUGAAUAUUUUCAUAAUGUCGUAAAGUUAACAGCAAUUUUACAAGGUUCCUGAAAACAAGCAGAAAAUAAUGAAAAUAAUCUAGCUCAUAAGUGACAGUCCAUUAAUUUGAGGUGUUACUGUAAUUGACAAAACUACUUGUGGCUUACAACCAUUAUGUCAGAGUGAGGGUUAACCAGCUCAGAGGCAGGUAGGCUAUGGCUCUCUGCAGCGUAGUUCUAAUAAAUUGGCAAGUAUGACUGCAGUACAGAUAAUCUCAAGCUAUUGUUUUAUUUUAAAUUUUGGUAGUGAAUAUAAAGUACACAUACAGGUAGUUAAUAAUUUGUUUUCCUGCAUAGAGUACUUCUAUUUGAUAAUUACAGUAUGUGCCCAUCAAAUCUGAAGUUAUUGUCUUUUGAAUUGAAAUGUUGACCAUAAAGAAUACGUAUUUUGUGUUAGUUUUGACAUUAUUAUUGUUAGGUAAGGUAACUGGGCCAAGUCAGCAUAUAAUUCAAAAUAUUUAUUGCUUAUCAUACCCCAAUUAUAGUUUGCAUCCCUUUUUGGAUAUUUUUAUAUCUUUAUGGCUUUAUUAUCAUCAUGAUAAAAAGGUUUAGCAUUUCAUUUCUUUCAUAUUUAAUUUGCAGCUGAUUUUUGUUGAUUGUCUAACCAGAUUUAAUAUUGCUUUUGUAAAGCUAUAUUUUCUAAAUAUUGCUUUUAUUUUAGUAUUGUCAAGUACCAAAAUGCAUGUUGCGUCCAUCCCUAUGACCCUAUACAUUAGAUUGAUUAGAUUUCACGUGUUGGAACCCCACUAGUAGUUUUCUCCAUUUGGAAUGGCUUUUUCAUUCAGUGGGAAAUUAAGCAUUUUUGUUGUGAAUGGGUAUAUUUUAAUAGAUAUAUUCUCAACUUAAUUUCAUGUCAAUAAAAUAUAGUUUUGAUAAGUGUUGCAGAUAUUUAAAUGUUGUGUGGAUUCCAGUUGAUUUAAUUUAAAGUGACAAUUUCACACUUUAUGAUCUAAUGUUCUAUACUAUACCAAAUCUCCCUCAAAAGAGUACAAACCUGUUAACUUUGUACUCUUUUGAGGGAGAUUUGGUAUAGUAUAGAACAUUAGAUCAUAAAGUGUGAAAUUGUCAACACUUAAUUUUAAAACUAAAUUCAAAAAUAUAAACAGCUAUAUCAAAAGUUAUUUUUAGUACAAAUUAACCACGAAUUUGAUAUAUGGGUAUGUACUACUAUAUACAUAUUUUCAAUUUAAAAAUUAUACUUUUAAUGAUAGUGUUGUUUUGUCAAUAUUUAGAUUUUUUGUGGUCUCCACUGGAUCAGAUUUAAACUUAACAGAUCUAUACUUAUGUUAUGAGGGCAUCUGAUGACAUAUAGGAAGAUGUUAGUGUCUGAAUGUGUCAUUUUUUUAUUUUAAAAUGUUACAUUGAAAAACACAAACUAGUAUUUUAAUUCCAGUAACCCAUAUACAGACGUAUAAGACGUAACACUCAGCUGCUCUCUUCUCUUAUUUGGCACUGUUUGGUUUGCCAUAUUGGGCAAGGAGAAUCACUGACUCCCACUAUAUAUAGAUUGCACAGCUCUUCACAAAUUAGGUAUUGACAAGAAUCUACUAUGGAGUCGAGUGUAAAGUCUGUGGAAGAUGAUGAUGAACUUAAUUGGAACUAUGCCUAUUGUAUAAUCUGCCUUAUAGUGUGCACCUACUCCAUGAUUUGCCCUGCAUAGGUGACUCUGUGCUAUUUGAUUUUAGAUAUUUGAAAUUUUAUUUUUCCUGCACUUAGCAUAUCAAAUAAUGCUAGAAAAUGCUGCUUCAUUUGUUAAGCUUCCUGUAUCCAUAUAGUUGAUGGUCAUUAGGUACUUUCAUCGAUUUGUUUUAUCAUCAGGGAAAUAGUGUUCUCUGGGUAUCCCGUGGAAUUAUAUCUUGUUCAAAAUAUUGCUGUAGUUAUCAUUGUUUUUUGUAACAAUAGUUAUUAUGAUUUAGACUUGCAUCUAAAGAGUGAAUAUGGAAAUCUUAAAGAACUUUUCAGUAGAGAACUCCCAUUAUGAUCUAUUGUAGUUUGUCUCAGAUAUUAUUGCAUAUUAAUAAUUUUACCAAUCAGCAAUUAUAUUUUCAUGGCAUUAUGGUGGAUGUUAAUGUUCUUGAGUUUAAGGGAGGUAUUAAUGCUAAUUUAAAUACUGUAUGUAUGUACAGUACAUUUGGUAUUGGACUUAUAUUGUUUUUUUAUCACUAUUAAGUUUUUAUAUUACUUUCUAUGUAACUUGAGAGUACUCUCAAGUUACAUGAAAAUGAAAGAGGAAUUAAACCCUUCAAAGUAAAGUUAAUGAAAAUGAAAGGGGAAGUAGACAUCAAAAGUAUUGAGUAUUCAUUCAGAUCAAGAUAUGAUAAGUUUAUGGAUGAAAGAUUUAAAGAAUAUUAAUCCUUUCCCUUCACAUGCAGUCAUAUCAAGUUCGACUGCUUUUAAUAACAAUCAAAACUAAAGAAUAAUAGAGAUGACCCUUCUUUAAAUGCCAGGUGGGAACCAG